CAAUAAGAAAGUCAACCUAAUCAAUUUCCCUCCACCAUAUUCCACUCGAGUUCUCUCCCUGUCUGACUAACUCCGAGACCAAACCCCAAAAACCCUUUCCCUGGUUCGGUUUGGUUUCUUCCAUACCUGUCUCUUUUUCAUUCUUCAGCUUUAUUCCCUCUCACAAAAUGGGUAUGAAACCAAAUCGUUGAAUGAGCGAGUAAGACCAUAAAAGGGUGUCUCAAAAUGCCAUUUUCGACUCGUCUCCAUCUCUUUGCAAGGCCUUUACUCUCUUCCUCUCUCCUUUACUCUUCCCGCCAGACUGGAAUUAGAGAAAUAAUGAGCAGGAUUGGCAUGAACACCUGCUCGCUUUCUACUACAGUUUCAGCCGAAGCUUCAGAUUUAGAAUCUGAUGAGAUACAUGAUGAUGUCAAAGCAGCACAGAAAAGUAGUGCACUUUCCUUGGCUGUCUCACAGCUUGCUACCGAGUUUAGCAAGGAGUCAAUGUUAUCUUUGAACAAGUUUUUUGGUGUACGCUAUGCCAAUGUCGUAUCUACAGGCUCCUUGAAGCUUGACAUAGCUCUUGGAACUGGAGGAUUACCAAAGGGUAGGAUUGUUGAAAUAUACGGACGAGAAGCAGCUGGUAAGACAACACUUGCCCUUCAAAUUAUUAAAGAAGCUCAAAAGCUUGGAGGAUAUUGUGCAUAUCUUGAUGUAGAAAGUGCAUUAGACCUUUCACUUGUGGAGUCAAUGGGUGUAAAUACCAAAAACCUUCUCAUCUCAAAUCCUGAUUGUGCUGAAAAUUUGUUGAGCAUGGUUGAUACACUAACAAAAAGUGGAGCUGUAGACGUGAUUGUGGUUGAUAGUGUUGCUGCUCUUGUCCCCAAAUGCGAACUUGAUCAAUUGGGAGUUGUUACGAAUCAAGAUUUACAUUCGCGAAUGAUGACUCAAGCACUACGGAAAAUUAAUUAUUCAUUGUCCCGCUCCCAAGCUCUCUUAGUUUUUGUUAAUCAGGUUAGAUUUAGUCCUAAAGCAUUUGGGGGACGUGGACCUAUGGAAGAGGUCACUUGUGGUGGAAACGCUUUGAGAUUCUAUGCAGCUGUUCGUUUGCGACUUUCAAGAAUGGGAUUGAUCAAAACUGAAGAUAAGGUUGAGGGUAUUACGGUUUGUGCGCAAGUGGUAAAAAAUAAACUAGCACCAGCAUCAAUGAAAAAGGCUGAACUUGGUAUAAAGUUUGGAAAAGGCUUUUGCCAAGAAUCAGAGGUCUUUGAUUUAGGUUGUGAACAUGGACUCAUUAUGAAAGAUGAGGGAAACUACUUUAUUGAAGGGGAUGCUUUUAGUAGUAGAGAAGCUGCUGAACUAUUUUUGGCUAAAAAUAAAAGUAUUUGUGACAAGUUAGUUAUGGACAUGAAAAGACUUAAUCUUUAAAAAUUUGGCAAACCUCCUAAUUUUCCGGACCAUGAUCUACGCCAAACUGCAGACUUUAUGUGAUUAACAAACUUGGCAAUCAUAUUCACAAGGCAUCAGUAUUGCCUUCAAUAGGUAGGCAUCAACCACUCUAUAGAUGAGCAAACAACAUUUAAGUUACAGGAAUUGUCAGCUGCUAUAAUGUGACUAUGUGAAGCCCUAUGGAUGUAGGUGUGGGGUACUGCAAAGUCACACUAACAGAAGUGAAAUUUUAUUGCUCUUUGUAAACCAUUUGAAACCUUGUGUAUUAGAAAAUAUUUAUUGUAUUCAUUAGUCAAAGGUUCCAAUUACAGGACUGCAAUGUAAAUGAUGAACUGCCUAAAUUUCCAAGGUUGAAUUUUCUUA
This is a messenger RNA of Trifolium pratense (red clover), 1791 nucleotides long. Its product is annotated as DNA repair protein recA homolog 2, mitochondrial. The coding region runs from base 226 to 1407 and encodes 393 amino acids. The transcript is spliced from 8 exons. Gene Ontology annotation, biological process: DNA repair. Lineage: Eukaryota; Viridiplantae; Streptophyta; Magnoliopsida; Fabales; Fabaceae. Gene Ontology annotation, molecular function: single-stranded DNA binding; ATP hydrolysis activity; ATP-dependent DNA damage sensor activity. The record is from RefSeq and is a predicted model, not a curated record.